Xenia sp. Carnegie-2017 is the source of this 1934-nucleotide messenger RNA. RefSeq names its product uronyl 2-sulfotransferase-like. The record is from RefSeq and is a predicted model, not a curated record. The transcript has 10 exons. Lineage: Eukaryota; Metazoa; Cnidaria; Anthozoa; Malacalcyonacea; Xeniidae. Gene Ontology annotation, cellular component: membrane. The coding region runs from base 14 to 1258 and encodes 414 amino acids. Gene Ontology annotation, molecular function: sulfotransferase activity.
UGAUAGUUUUGCUAUGGCUUGCUUAAUUGUUCCCUUAAGUCACAUUUCUCGAAAGUCGGUAAGCUUGCUCUCAUCAAGCGAUUAUAUGCAAGAAAUAUGUGGGAACUUGUGCAAUUUGAUUCCGUUUAUUUGCUUGAGUCGAAUUUCUAGCAGGCGUCAAACACAACAUAACUUUUCUCAUUUGGACGCCAUGCGUUUUAAAAUCAAGAUAACAGUUUUGUCCUUGCUUAUUGUCGGAACUUUCUUACUCUUGCUUGAUUUUAACUUUCAUUUUAAUACCGAAUCUCCUGAAAAUGGUACCAAACUACAAACGCAGGAUCUGGAUGAGUAUUCUAUGUCCAAACGACGAGCAGAUCAUUUCCACAACAGCGGAUAUUUUUCAGCUCAAGAAAAAAAUGUCCAGUUACCCAAGUUUAAACUUGAAGAGGCGUUGGUAGUCAGCCACCCAUUAAAAAAAACUGAUGCUGUGGAUUUUUAUCAGCGAGUUGUUUAUAAUCGUGUCCCAAAAUGUGGCAGUCGCUCCCUGCUUACUCUCUUCCGGCAGUUAUCACGAAAGAAUGGCUUCCACAUGAUGGAUCCUGCUAUAAACCAUCCUUAUCUUCUGAAUGCAAAGGAGCAGAAAAGAGUGAGCAUUCUAAUGUCAGCUUUGAAAGAGCCUUUUCUCUAUCAUCGCCAUAUGUACUUCAUCGACUUUGAAACAUUUAACAGUCCACCAAUCGCGUAUAUCAACCUCAUCCGGGACCCUCUGUCACGAGCUGUGUCUCAUUUCUAUUUUCGCCGCCAUGGCGACAAUGCGUUAAAUCGACCUCGUGGUAAAGUCAAAAGUGACGAAACAAUGACUUUUGACGAGUGCGUUAAAAGACGAAUGUACGAAUGCGUCGGUAAAUGGGGUGUAUUCUUUACCGUACCAUUCUUUUGUGGAAACACUCUGAACUGCAGAUUGCCAACGCGCUGGGCACUUGAAAAGAAGAAAAAUGUCGAGAAAUAUGUUGUCGUUGGCAUUUUGGAAGAAUAUGACGAUUUUGUUAAAGUUCUAGAGAAACUGCUGCCCAACUUUUUUCGAGAAGCCUACCAACUUUUCAAAACACCAGAUCUGGAUAUUUCUGAAAAGUCAAAUUUAACAUUGACGCGUAUGAAGCGGAAGCCUUCAGAAGAGACAGUGUCGACAAUGAAAGGCGAAAUGAAACUCGAGUAUGAAUUUUACAACUUUAUAAAAGAAAGAUUUCACAAGCAAAAAAGGUCAUUAAAUAUAAUUUAACGGAACGUCAAAGGAAGGACAAUUUGGCAAUUUUCAGUACAGGUCUCUAUACCCGAAGAUGUGCACGAAACCAGCAUAUUUCGGUAACUGUUAUAGGCAGUGUUGGUAACUGUUAAGGUGCAAAUAUGUGAUGAAAAGAGGAAGUGGAGUGGAUAUCGAAAGUGGUGUAGUAGUAGUUUUCCUAAUGCUAAAUAAUUGAUUUUCGAAAAAUUUAAGGAGUUUUCCUCCCAUGAUUCUCGCUCUUGCUGCCCGCAAGCUUAGGCUGCGUUUACACUUUACCGGAUUCGCUCAUCACGAGAUCUUCAUUUGCUUUAAAGGAGCAGCUGUUCGGAGUAAAAGCUUUCAAUACAAAGAAAAUAUAACCUGAUAUGAUGAUAAUCUGGUAUAAUGUAAAUGAAGCUUUAGUCGCACUAUGUAAAGACGCAUUUCGAUGCUCACUCACUGUAAAAAAAUUCAAAGAAAUCGAAAAUGCUCAUAAUCUGAAAUUUCCACUGCACAACCACUAUGGCCGGUUGCACGAAGGCUGAAUUAGGUUAGCCACUGGAUAGCAAUAUUUUUGAACGCUUCUAUCUAAGACUUCGCCUGGGCAAUCAAUAGAAUAAAAUAUUGGUUCUAGAAUUGCACAGUUUUAUUAUCGUAUAGAAAAUAUAAACACCUUCUUCACUAGCUCGAAAAA